ACGAACAACGACAUCUGCUGCACUAACAACCACAACUGCUGUACCAACAACAGCAACUGUAGCACCAACAACAACAGUUUCACCAACCAUGUCCACUGAAGGACCAACAGAGCGACAUCCAACAGAUGUUGUUGUGGCCUCUUCUAAUAAUGUUGCAACAACCCCAACCACGGCUGGACCCAUUACAGCUACACUAGCUCAUUCAACUACACCUGGACCCACUACAAUUAAAACUACACCUGGACCCAGUACAACUACACUUGGACCCACUACCACCAUCACUACACCUGGAACCACUACCAUUGCAGCUAUACCUGAUCUCACUACCACUUCAACUACACCUGGAACCACUACCACGACAACUCAAUCUGUACCAACUACAACUACACCUGUACCCAUUGCAGCUACUACACCUGACUCUACAGAGUCUCCUGCAGCAGGCGAAGGCACUUUGGAUUUAAAUUUCAGUUUGAGACGCACAUUUCAAAGCUCUUUGUCGGAUUCUACUUCCCCAGCAUAUCGGGUGCUGGCUAAUGAAGUCACAAGAGAGGUCAACAGAGGCUUCAGAUCCGUGUUUCCACGCACGUAUUCCCGAUGUCUAAUACGGUCUUUCAGUAAUGGCUCAAUUCGUGUGAAUAUGACUCUGGUCUACCAUAACCAAUCAGUGGUUCCAAAUGGAAUGACGGCAGAACAGGUAUUCAUAAGUGUCGUAACCAUGGGCAUCACCAACCUCAACGUGAAUGUUUCUACAAUUAACGCAACAACAAUCACCUCAGGAGGACCCACUCUGAAAAUGACCAUCACAACUGCAUUCUGUUUGCCUUUCUUCUUGACGGUCAUCAAAGGAAUGUUGUCCAGUACAUAGAACCCCCAUGUCUUGUAUUAUGUGGAAUGUUGAGUUACUUUUUUAUUAGAAUAUAUUGUUUUUAUUAUUCCAAUAACCAAUGAAAUCAAGAACCAGUACUUCCCCACAUACCAGCUUGAGUUGGAGAGUGAGUUCAAACAACGCUUUAAACUUUAUUUAAGCUUAAUUGUUUUUCUGGAGCAGGGUCUACUGAAAGGGGCUCAGGGGCACAAAUAGCCUAGCACUUCCCAUAAGUCGCCAUAAGAGGUCUUAUAGAGACCUAAUAGAGAACUGAACAUAUUUACUUGGACUAUCAGACCUGUGGGACUGUGUGUACUAGAGUUACUCUUAUAGAACACUGCAUAGAUGCACUUUUGUAUGUGCGAUAUCUCGGCUGCUAUCAAAUGGUUAUAUCUUCAAAUUGAAUAUGUUACAGUUCAAUAUGUAUUGUUUAAAGGUUACUGCAAAUAACUAUAUUUUAUUUAUAUAUUUAGCCUCUUAUAGUUUGUGUUAUGUUUUGGCACUGAUUCUGAUGAUGUUCCUUCAAUAAAAACGU
Molecule: messenger RNA, 1400 nt
Organism: Gadus chalcogrammus (walleye pollock)
Lineage: Eukaryota; Metazoa; Chordata; Actinopteri; Gadiformes; Gadidae
Exons: 5
Coding region: 89-865 (258 amino acids)
Source: RefSeq, a predicted model, not a curated record